This is a messenger RNA of Sphaerodactylus townsendi, 1095 nucleotides long. RefSeq lists its product as uncharacterized. Lineage: Eukaryota; Metazoa; Chordata; Lepidosauria; Squamata; Sphaerodactylidae. Gene Ontology annotation, molecular function: thiamine triphosphate phosphatase activity; magnesium ion binding. The record is from RefSeq and is a predicted model, not a curated record. The transcript is spliced from 2 exons. The coding region runs from base 136 to 927 and encodes 263 amino acids. Gene Ontology annotation, biological process: dephosphorylation; thiamine diphosphate metabolic process.
CAAGAAAUCAGUACAUGCUGCUUUAAAGAAAGAAGACAGAGGAAAAGUUGGUUUUGCACCCAACAGAAGUCGACUGACAGAAAGAAAAAUAAACACCUUCUAUGUCCUUGAAUUCUGAGGCAUAAAACAAGGAAUAUGGAAGCAACAGAACAAAAAGUUCAACUUCAACAACGGUAUUGGGUAACAAAAGAUAGUAAAGCCAAGCUGCUGCAAGUGGGUGCCAAGUGUGUGGAUACUGUUCCUCACAAAGAGCACUAUUAUGAUACUGCUUUAGAUGAGCUAGCAAUGGCUCAAGUGUGGCUAUGUCAAAGAAAUCAGCAAUGGUGCCUCAUAGCAGGGCCUCAGGAUCAAGUUACUAGAGAAAAUACUGGUACCUGUGAAUCAGUUUCUGAUACGAAUGAACUUUUAUACCAGAGCAGAGCAGAGGUCCAAAACUCCAAAUCCACUCUCUACAAGAACUCAAAAGAAAAGAAACCAACACCAUUAGAAUGUCUUGACAGUCAAAACAAUCAGCACCAUGAUUUGAAUAAAACACAAAAGUAUGUAGAACCUACAUAUACUGAAUUAUUGGGAGAGCAGGAGAUAAUGAUGUAUUUGACAAACUUUCUUCGCAUUGACCUGACAAUUGAGGAAAAAAGAAACAUGGCCAUGGAAGACUUUUUGAGGCGGGCUGGUAUUGAUCAUUAUGCAAGCAACCUUACUGCCUAUCAGUCUACAUACAAGCUGUGUGACCGGUACACCGUUAUAAUACAAAGGGAGGACAGCUCUUUGAAGGAAUCUGCAGUUGUACUGUUAGAUGUGGAUAUUUCAAGCAUAUGCAAAGGUUUUGAAGAAAUUGAGACUUUAGCAAAUUACCUGGGAUUUGAACAUCAAGCAAUUCAAAGAGAACAAGAGUUGUCACAUAGAGAGAUUGAGCAAACAAUAUAAGAAUUAAUGUUUUUAUUUAUGGACUGAUUUUUGAGGAAUUAAGGGCACAUCUGCCUUUACUUCAAUAAAUUUUAAAUGAAUGUCAACCCAGCCCUGCCCUGAGGGAACUAUACUGUCUCCCUAUCUGCUACCAGGGCCAAUUCAAGGUGGUGGUACUGACAUACUAGG